This is a messenger RNA of Cucurbitaria berberidis CBS 394.84, 876 nucleotides long. Its product is annotated as kinase-like protein. NCBI's taxonomy places the organism in Eukaryota, Fungi, Ascomycota, Dothideomycetes, Pleosporales, Cucurbitariaceae. Gene Ontology annotation, biological process: protein phosphorylation. Bases 1 to 876 code for a protein of 291 amino acids. The transcript is spliced from 3 exons. Gene Ontology annotation, molecular function: ATP binding; protein kinase activity. The record is from RefSeq and is a predicted model, not a curated record.
AUGUCGGCCCCAACGUUCACACGAGCUGCUGCACUUACGCGAGUCUUGGGUCAGUCAGGUCGUCGCUAUCUCGUUGAAAGAGUCCUUCAAGAUAAACCUGGGAACCAAGGACGUGUUUAUCUUGCGACAUCUGGGGACGAGAAAUACGUCUUAAAAAGUGUCGCGCCACAUGACUUCAAAUACUUCAAGGAUAUGUUUGACGACCUUCGAAUCUCACCCUACGUACGAGUCUCCCACGAUGCUAUCCCUGAUAAAUCUAUUUUCGCAUAUAGAUACCUUCGGGACCACCUUCUAUCUUUUGUCCAAAAGGAAAUCCCACUUUCUAUAAUAAAACGAAUUCUCUGGGAUACCCUUCGUGGGAUUUCCGCUCUACAUGAUAAAGGGAUUGUCCAUACCGAUAUCAAGGCGAACAACAUCUUGAUAGAGUGGAAGGAGCGUGGUGGCCAGAUAACAGUCGAGCAGGUGCAGGUUGCUGAUAUUGAAGAUGCGGCCUACGUACUAGAGAAUUGUUUUAUCAAGGGAAGACAGUGUAUCUAUGCCAUCACAAAGCGAGUGAUACUCGCAGUAGACGAAGAAAAGGUUUCAGAAGAAAUCGAAAUCUUGGACAUUGUUCUCGAACGCCAACUUUCUUAUUUCUCCGAUCUAGAGGGUAUAGCCGGCCUCAUUCGGUACCUUGGGGGCAGUCCUUGGGCUCAAUUCAUCGCUUUGGUAGCUGCAGACUUCAAUGCAGACAAUCCGAGGCGACCGUUUGGACUGUGGCAGGACAUCGACCCAGAUUUUAAGGAUCUUGUCGUACGAAUUAUGAAUGUGGACCCCACUCGACGACUCACAGCCAGCGAGGCACUGGCACAUACAUGGUUCGCAGACGUUCCGUGA